Messenger RNA from Durotheca rogersii, 975 nucleotides. RefSeq lists its product as uncharacterized. The record is from RefSeq and is a predicted model, not a curated record. The transcript is spliced from 6 exons. Bases 1 to 975 code for a protein of 324 amino acids. NCBI's taxonomy places the organism in Eukaryota, Fungi, Ascomycota, Sordariomycetes, Xylariales, Xylariaceae.
AUGUCCCGAGACUCGUCACGCUUCCUGCCGCUCUCGCUGCUGUAUUCGGCCUCUCCGCCUCCCUCCUUCAAGCCGUCCUGCACUCACCUGACGAUGACGCGUCUGUACGAGCCGAACACGGAUCGAGAAUACCUCAUCGAGGAUGCCAUAGAAAAGGGCCUUCCGGUGGUCUUCGACUCCAUCGGCGACUCGUUUGCGGAUGACCUGAUAGUGCGACCUCGGAGCGCGGAGAGCCGUUCGGAAAAAUACAGCUUUCUGAGAGAGAUUACCAGCGAGCAGUUGGCGACUUACACGCCAAGUCAGAUUUCCACUAUCCUAAGUCAGAGGGACAAUCUCCAUAAGGUCCUCGAAGCAGAACGUCAACCGGCGGCGCCAUACGGACCGCUGGGCAACUCAGCCCUACUUCCGCCGGGCUUUGGAUUUACCGAAUACACAAAGCCCUGGGUUGUUGGCGAAGCCGAAGAGUGUAAAUUCAAGUGCUGCCAAGUCUGUCGUCGCUCUGCUAGCCUACGAUCGUACUUGAGCCUAGAUAGUAUCGUCAAGGGAGACGUGCCCCCCACAGCCGCCGUCGGGUUUGGAUUCCAUUAUGAAGGAACCAGGCCGGUUAUACACCCAGACAGGCUGAAGAACAUCGGUUUAAGGGCUGUCCCCUGGCCAGGGGCCUUUACCCCUCCGAUAUCCUCGCGAAAUAGCUCUAAUGGAUCGGAAGAGAAGCCGCAAAUCGAAUCGACGGAGCCUCUGGAAUCCGGAGAUAACCUGCCCUGUCAGUCUAUCUUGACGGCGGCUCGCUCUACCCCUCUCCCCGUUUCUACCCCGGAAGAGGAGGUGAGUCUUUCCAACCUCAUCACCCAAAUGAUGAGGGAGGAAAUGGAGGAAGGCCGAUUUCACGGAGACCCGCUGGAGGUCGACCACGGUGUAGCUGUCCUAGAGGAGAGCGUUAAUUUGGCUGUGCCUGAUCUCAUUACCCAGGCAUAA